Molecule: messenger RNA, 11221 nt
Organism: Eriocheir sinensis (Chinese mitten crab)
Lineage: Eukaryota; Metazoa; Arthropoda; Malacostraca; Decapoda; Varunidae
Gene: Haspin
Exons: 13
Coding region: 150-4190 (1346 amino acids)
Biological process (GO): protein phosphorylation; mitotic cell cycle; intracellular signal transduction
Cellular component (GO): cytoplasm; nucleus
Molecular function (GO): ATP binding; histone H3T3 kinase activity
Source: RefSeq, a predicted model, not a curated record
CGAACGAGGGCAAGUUUGUUUAGAUGCGCGGUUUAAAUUUUCGUGAUCUGGUUUUUUGUGAUUUAUGGAAGAAUUUCAGCCUUCUUACGCGUGUUCUGCGGCGUGAGGACCCUCGUGAGCGGCUGCUGUAACGCUGGAGCAAACGGUCCAUGAUGGUCCGCCAACGACCAAGGAAGACUUACAUCAGUGCACUCCAGCGUGCAGAGAAGCAAACAGAAGUAGUGGAGGAUGGGGAAGGUGAACAUAAGCGCCGCCGCUACCGCCCCCCUCGACCAAGAUUCAGUGAUUUGUUUGUUAAGAGGGAGAAUAAAGAGGGGAAGUCAUCAAAGGAGAAUGUGAUCCCUUUACAAACUGAAGGAAAGAUGGAAGGUUCCUUUGAGCAGUCACAGAUGAGUCAGACGUUCCGGAGGCUGCUCACUGAUAUCAACUCCUCCACCACCACCUCCGUCCCCUCCUUCAAUGACACCUUUGAUAAAGUCUUUGGCAGGACCAGUUUUGCUGCUAAGCCCCAGGUUCCUCUAAAGAACACAUGUUAUUCCUCCUCUUCAGAAAGUCACCUUGAGGGGAGUGGACCUUUGUUCAAGUCUCUGAUGUCUAAUGCCUCCAGCUUGGUGGCAGACAAGUCAGUAGGGAUGGGCAGAAGUCCCACUAAUAAUAAUAAUGAUGCUCAAACCCAGAUAAAUGGUAAAAGAAUGGCAGGAUGUAAUAAUAAUUAUAAUAAUUAUAAAAAGACUUUUAGUAAAGAAGAGACAAAACCAUUAGUGCGUUCUCCUGAGCUGUUUACCUCCAGAGACAUGUUGUUGCAAGACAGGGCAAAUGAGGAGGAUGUGGACAAAAUAUAUGAAGUUUGUGACAGUUCUCCACAAAGCUCUCCCAGCAGUCCUCCCCCAGCCAAGGUCAGGGCCAGGAGGAAGCAGCUGCCAGUGUACAAACGAAGGGCAACAAGUGCCACAAGAGGAGCUGCAUCAUCAUCGCAUGCAACCAAGAAGAAGACAAAAACAGACUCUUCCAAGGCUGCACCACUGACAGAGCUGCCCACUAGUCACUCCCAUCCACCAAGUGUCCAGCCUUCCCCAUUGGUGCAGCGUUUUUUAAGCUCACAAGGCAUCAUCUGUCCUUCCCCUCGUCAGAGCAUCCCCACAAUCCCACCCCAAGGUAAAAUUUCUGUUAGCCCGUGCCUCUCAGAGAAGCUGAGCAGCAAGAGCAGCAUCCACACCAGCACACCAACAGAGGACAGCAGGCUACUUACUACCUCCUGGAGGGGCAAGCAGUGGAGUGCCUCAGCCUCCCCCUCCCUGGAUAUGAAGCUGUCUCCAGUGCCCAGGGAAGAGGACAUGGUGACAGACAACAGCUCAGUGUUCCGAAGUCCUUCCUUGGCAGUGGAAGUCAGCAGGGAGCAGUUACCGGGGGAACUUCGGGGAAGUCCCACCCUCCCCAGCAAGUACGAGACUUGCACCUCCUCUGAAAGACUUGGCCAAGAAGUCAAUUCCAGCACAUCAAGCCAGGAAUUUGUGACAGGGCAGACUGGUGACAGAGGGAGCAGGUCGCCAAGCUACUACAACAGCUCAAUACAGAUCACACACGGGCCUUUCAAAGGUGCAAGGAUCCCCACUCUCAUCUUUGAUUCUCCUCCACAGGAAGACACUCCUCCCCAGCAGCAGGACAGUCCCUUGCAAGACUCAGGCUCAAAAGCCAACCUACUCAGACUGGAUACCAGCGAAGUGUCACCUGUCAUUAAACAGCGAACCAGACCUCAGAAGGGUGUCAAAAGGAUAGUAAAGUGUUCCAACAACUUUUCCGCAAAGAAGAGCUCCAAGGUCACUCAGAGGGAGAGAAAAACCCCCUCCUGGGUGGCUAAGAGGUUCUCCCCAACAGUCACAAGGAGCAGGUCAAGAUUCCUGGGUCAACUGUCUGACUCAUCACACAACACUGACCAGAGUCACCUUGAGACUACACAAGACCAAAAUGUCAAGUCUGCGGAGAAGGGACUCAAGCGCAGGAGUGGAAACAAAGGGAACGUAUCAGGGAAGAAGUCCAAGGCGUUGGCAGCACACAAAACAGAGAGUACUUUAGACACUGAUUAUGACAAGGAGUCCACCAUGGGCUCACUCCCUCCACUGGAAGAGUUGUCAGUUGCAGAAGACACCCAACCACUGAGACAGACAAGGAGGACAAGUGUGAUCUCAAAGGGUGGCAACAGAGGCCUCAGUGACCUGCCACCCCUACCCAAGAGGUCAAUGAGAUUAUCAAGGAAACUAAACCCUGCUGGAAUUUCAGGUACAAAGAGAUCCACAAGGUUGUCCAGCCUGAUUCACAAGUCACAGGAAAGCAACAUCACCAGAAAGUCAAGGAAGGUAGACCAAGAAGAACCAUCCAUGCAGUUUUCUCUCUCAAACUUCUCUUCCUCUCCUGUCAAGUUCCAACCGAGGGGGAGAAGAAGAAACAACCAGUUCAUUUUCUAUCGUCCAAACUCCUCCCAGAGCACCACCAUCUCCUCAGUCAAUUCCUCAGCUGGGGUGUCCCUCAGCCACCCACCGUUUGACACCCAGCACCCAGACACCUCCCCCAGCGGGCACCUAGCAUUCCAUAGUAGCAGCCAGCACCCAGCAGGAGCAGUGGGGAUGGAGGCCAAAGAAUUGAGUCUUGAGACCUCCAAGCAGACCACAAGGGAAGAGGGUGCAGGUACAGAGUUAGAAAGUACCUGGCUGAGUAGGGUGAGUGGUGGGGGUGGAGAUGAUGAAGCAGGUGCCAGGGAGUGUGUUUUCAAGCAGCCUUUUGUGUUGUUGAGAAAGUUGGAGGAGAGUGACCAGUACAGCAACACCAGUAACAGAAGUGAGAGUGUCCUGCCACCACUGCUGCCCCCACCAGCCAUACCAGCCAAGCCAGGCAAGGGGUGGAGGCGGUCCAUCGCCAUACGAGCAAGAGCUGCAUCACUCAACGCCUUGGAGCAAGUCACAGAUAUGCUGCCCCCAAGGACCCCCAUUUCCAGUGUCCCCGACUCCCCCCGGAAAGCCUCUCGUCUUCGCAUAUUUUCCUUGCCUGUUGAACUGAGCCCAAGACUCCCACCUAUGGAACACACGUGGCUGGACUCCCCUCGGCGAUCGCAAUUGCAGAUGAGCUUCUGCAGCACGACAGGGGAGGCAGCAGCACCGGCGCCUCAUGACCCGAGACAACAAGUACUGGAGCUGUGCAGCCAGAAGGAACUGCUGCCAUUUACACAGUGCUUUACAGACAGUCGCCUGGCCAAUUGCCGCAAGAUAGGUGAAGGGGUAUACGGGGAGGUGUUCAUGACCCAGCCCAACCCUGCCAGCUUGGAGGGUGCCAGGGUGCUCAAGGUCAUGCCCAUCGAGGGGAACUUCCAGGUCAACGGAGAGCCGCAGAAAAAGUUUGAGGAGAUCCUGUCCGAGAUGGUGAUUUCCCUGGAGCUGAGUGGGCUGAGGGCAGCAGAUCGUGAACUCAGCGUUACAGAGAACUUUGUGCAUGUGCAGGCCAGCUGGUGUGUGGUGGGAGCCUACCCACAGGACCUCCUCCACCUAUGGGACCUGUACCAUGAGGAGAAAGGCUCGGAGAAUGACCGGCCUGAUAUCUUCCCGGACACUCAGCUGUAUGUGGUGCUGGAGUUCGGGCACGGAGGACGGGACUUGGAGAGCUUCGUGUUUAAUAAUGCCCGGGACCUCAUGGGUGUCUUCCUCCAGAUCGCCUACAGCCUGGCAGUGGCCGAGGAGGCACUGGAGUUUGAGCACCGAGACCUUCACUGGGGCAACGUUUUAGUGGCCCCCACCUCAGAGGCCAAAAUUGACUUUAAGCUCAGCGGAGAAACUUUUACCCUCAAUACCUAUGGACUGAAGGCCACAGUGAUUGACUUCACCCUGUCGAGGAUCAAACUCCCGAAGUGCAUCGUGUUCAACAACCUUGCCGAGGACCCUUCACUGUUCACCUCAGAAGGAGACUACCAGUUUGAGGUGUAUAGACUGAUGCAGCGCACUAACAGCAAUGACUGGGAGGCAUUCAAGCCAUACACCAAUGUCCUGUGGCUACACUACCUGCUGGUGAAAAUGACCUCCGAGUGCUACAUAAAAAAAGCGAACACCAAAGUGCAUCGCACACACCUUGCACAGCUCUCCAGGAUGAAGGACACCAUGCUUGACUAUGAGAGUGCCUCACACUUCCUCCUCUCCAGGGAAGAAUAGUGUUGUCUUCACUGUCCUCAGCCAUCUUACUCAUCUAUUCUAUCCUUCAACCUUUGCUCAUGGGAUAUUUUUUAUCCUUUGUUAUAAUUAAGGUAGAAUUUUGCAGAUAUGUGCACACAGCUUCACUUUUUUCCAUACAUUAUUUCUUGUUUCCUCCAUAAGUAUGCAAGAUUUUGUUGUGUAAAUCAAUAUGAUCAGCCCUUACUUUUUUUUUUCUAUGCUCACAGGACUUUAUUCAGGAGGUUUUUCUAAGUCCUUCCUUUUUCUUUUUGUGCAUGAGUAUGCAGAAAUUUCAUGUACAAAAUAAUAUCACAAUCUGUGAUUUUAGGUCAUGUACAAAUUUUUAUCACUUGUGGUUUUAAGUUUAAUGAGGUACUCUAAUUUUUACUGGAUUUAAGUGGAUUUUUUAUUAAAAUACAUAAAGCACAGAACUCUGCCUUGUUUUUCUCAGGCAAGACCUUUCUGGGAACUGGUCCCUUGUCCCUCAUGAUAUCUUUGGAGAAGUGUGUCAUGUGUAUCAUUACAAAGUUUUAUGAAAGUUGAUCAUAAGCUAAUGUCAUCCCGUCUUCAUUGUUAUUUCUCUGCCUUUGUUACCUCUUCUUGCAUGGACAUUUUUCAUUUUAGGUCUAAACACACUGCAUUGCUUCUGAGUGCACUCGUGUGUGAGUGGACGUGGACUUUCACUACAAUUCUUCGGUCUCAUUUUUCAUCCUUGUCUUUGUGUUCUCCAUUUGGUGGGACUGCUAACAGUGGCAACUAUUAAUAUAAGAAGUUUCAUUUCACCAUUAUAAAUGCCAUGGACAAGAGAUCUAUGAACAAAAGAAUGAACAGCUUCUUUACAACUGUUUGACAGCAACACAUCAGCUGGAAAGACUUCACCCACUCACUCUGACCAAAAAUCAUCAGGUUUUCAUGCAAAUGCCAUUUGACAUGAAUGGUUUAUAUGAUUUAAAACAAUUUAUAAAGUUGUACAUUAUGAAACUUCCCCUUCACAAACAAGCUAUCAGUUCUGCUUCCUAAUCAGAGGAAAACAAACUCAAAACAGAAAGGAAAUGGUUCACAUAAAGCUUCUUCAUAGAACAAAAAGUACAGUCACUCUUCUGGAGCUAAAUGAAUCACCAAAUAAAAAAGAUAGUUUUCCCUUUAGAAGUGGUUUUCAUGCUGUUGUUUCCAGCAGUUUAUGUCACACUAAACAGCCUUGCCGCCCACUCAGAGACAUGACAGGAUACCACAAAGGAACCAGUACACACACCUCCAUGCAACUGUCAUUAUUAUUUAUUAUCUCAGAACUGACAUCUUGUUCAUGACUGAACACUACAACUCUUGAUAACAGCAUGUUUCAUGGUGUCCCUGAUGCUGUCAAUAAUAUAUGAACAGGCACAGUCAGGGCUCCCAUCACACACUAUUACAGCCUCUUAGGAUAUAAGCUCAUUAGCAAGUUCUUUCUAUUAACAGGAAUAAGAUUUGGUGAUGUUAGUGCUUAUCACUUCAAUAGUGCAAACAUUUGUGUGUCACAUGUGGAGAAUGAAAAACUGAUUCUGAGCCUACCUACCAUGAAUCUACCAAGAAAGUGGACAGACAUGUGUGUGUUUUAAGUGUAUACAUGAAUAAUGUCAAGACUAACUUCUCAACAGGCACUUAUAAAUUUCAAAUGAGUCCACCAUAAUCUGUUGUGUUGAUAAGUGCUGAUUCUGUUACAAUUAUAUUACAUGAUAUCCUACUGCUAAGAGGCUUUAAUAAUGUAUCCUGGGACUCCUCUUUCCAACUAUGCAUUUUAAGCUCAGGGGAAAAACAGAUCUAAAUCUCUUUAGUAAAACUCUUGACACUCCUUUCAACAAUCUAACACUCCUCACAGUUAGCAAAGAUCUAUAACUAAACAGUAAGUUAAUGUAUUUUCCUUUAUCACAUCUAUGGAUUUCCUUAAAAGUAUCACUGUGGUUGUGAAAGAUGGGCAGACUGCCUUCUGAGUUUGACCUUGUGCUAUGUUCAAUAUUAUAGCGAGUGAGUGUGCUUGCAGAGAAGAGGAUCAGAGUCUCGAAACAGUAAGAACCACAACUCCAAGCAGCACACGAGGCAUAGUGACCAUCUCUGGCAAUAAUCCGAGGCUCAUGAAGAGACCAUUGCAGGUAAAACUACCUAUGUGGCUUCAGUGAAUGUACUACACCUGAGUGUGCCGUGUACUGUGACAAUCGUGUAUCUAAUCACAUUCUGCUGUAGUCUGUCUUUGUGAACAGAACUUAAGCUCCUUUCCCUUAAGAUAUACAUCAUUAGUUAUAAACACCUUGGAUCCCUGUUCACCGCCUUAUAUUUAUUUGAUUUGUAAUUGUUCGGGGAAAGAAUGCACUCAAAUUGGUGGUUGCUGCAUGGAGCGCGGUGAAGCUUAACUUAAACCUGGACAGACGGAAUAAAGUUACAGUGGAGCCAUUAAGUUGUAAGGGUGAGGACAGCCACUUAGCCCUGAGUGCUUCACAAGGCUAUGAGGUGAAGGGAAGGGAGAGAAGAGGCAGCAGCAGCAGCAGCAUCUAGGUUGAAGUGCGAGGCAAUACUGACAAAGGGUGCCCAGAACCUUCAGUACAGGGAUGUGUGCUCCCUCCAACCACAGACCACAGCAAAGUCCACAAUAACACAAAGAUACCUGGUAGAUUCAAGGAGUACAGUUCCAAUUAAAGAAUAGGUUACAUGUGGGUGGAGGCCUUGGUGUAGAUGAUGUAACAGAAUAAAUGUCACCGCAUAAAGAUAAAGUAGUGGGUAGUGGAGUAAAUGCUCUCAUCAUGCAAUCUACUUAUGCCAGGAAGGUGAAGGAAAAUCACAACUGUUCAAAGGAAAAGUAAGAAUGAAUACAGUAGUUACAGGGGUAUAAAUUUACUGUCUUCUUACUCAUCAAAAAUAGGGUUGUGGAAUUAGGGAUGUGAGGGUAUGCAUAGCUAUACUGAGGUGCUAGAAAAGAGCAUACAAGCCAAAAAGAUGGAAGGACAAGAGCAAUGGAAAUGUAAGUGUGAGGUGCACAUAUCUGGAAUUAGUUCAGUAUGAGAGAUAAAGGUGCUGUGUGUGGGAGGAGUGUAAUGAACAGAAAGUAAUAUGUCAAGUGAAAGAAUUAGAUAAAAGUACAGGGUAACUGGAAGACUGGUAAGAGCAGAGGAAUUAAUGAGAGAACGUUGGGGGAAGAAGGGAUUGAUCUUGGAACAGAGCUAGACACUUUGCUGCGACCAAUUUCUGUUAGGCAAGUUACAGGAAGGUACGAUAAAUAGAUAGAAUAACAUAUGACAAUCUAGCAUGGAGUCACAUGAUUUAUACCAAGACAUUACUGAAGGACAAAUUAGUAUGUGAACCUAUGAGCCAACACUACAGACAUCUUCUCUCACCCAAAACAUCACAUCUGUGGAGAUACACUCCUGUGAGACAAUCUUAAUUCCCGACAGCUCCAGAAAUAACCCUAGUCUAAGCCAAUAUGAAGACACUUCAAUGUAUAUGAGGACAAAUCAAGUCCCAGUAUCCCCCUCUUUUAUAGGCAGUAGAGACCCCAAGGCUAAAUUACUGUGGCCCUAAGUCAUUGCAGGAAGAUGGCCACCCUACUGUAGACUUGUGAUGACAACAGUGGAAGCGAGGGUUUUAUCACUCAUUCACUACCAAGCUCAUGGCCAGAUCCUGAAGCCUUGAUGCUCUCAACACCUCCCUUCAGCUUUGCCACAAGAGCUCUGCUGCUACAAUUAACCACAGUAAUUACAAAUGCUACAUAAUAUAUAUAGGUAUAUAUGUAUGCCUAUGCAGAGCCCCCCUAAGCCAUCACCACUAGCACUGUGCUUCUGCCUAUAUAAUUUACCUUAUCAGUGGUCAAAAAGCAAGAAUAAUAUCAACUGACAGGAGAUAUUUCAUACUAUUAACAUACCACUAUUGCUACACCUAAUACUACUCCCAUAAUUUCUACACUCCUAUCACUAUUGCUCGACUGCUGAGUAUCAACAGUUUGGUGUUUCUAGUAGUAGUAGAGAGAGCACAAACUCCAACACUUGCAUAUGAGCUGAAUGCCAUCACAAACUGGUCCCAUCACACACAACUUAAUAUUUACUAUCUGUACCUGUGCACAAGUUUCACUGAUUGACAACCUGGCAUAUCAUCUGUGCAAGCUUUAUGCAAAUAACAUUUCUAUCCACCAUAUGGAAGUUUCCAAUAUGAAGCUACAAUGGUUGCAGAGGACAUGAGCCAUUUCCUGUAUGGUUUACUUCUGUGACUACUACACAUUGGCCUUCACUAACACAAAUCUGGUGUUGUGUAUUCCAUUCAUGUGCUUCAUUCUACACUGGCCUCCACAAAUGCUUAUCUAAUGCAUUUGUGUAGUUCACUGCAUUUUACUGCAUUUCAUGAUGCUUUUAAGUAUCUUUCAUCCACUAUGAUUUUAUCCUAAAUCAAUUACUACCAUUGAUUUGGGUAAGGUGGCCAAGAGCAGUAUCUUUAUAGUAUUUGCUGUCCCGUGUAUGUUCAAGUAAAAUGUGUUUACCAGCUGACCCUGACCAAGAAAUUCUCACCCUGAGAGGAGUUGACCUAGGAAGGCUCUGCUGCAUAGUUAAAACAUUUCACCCACUCAGUGCCACACUCAUAUGCUUCUGCAUGACUAACUGCUGUCCAACUGAGCUGCUUAGCAUCAGUUCCCAACCACGAGUGCCUGGAGGGGUGACUCAGGGAGCAGCAGACACAUUCUAGGCAAUUCUACCCACAUGGCAGUUUCACACAGGAAGCAUCAAUCAUGAUGCAGACAAUCACUUGGUGAUGGGUGGGUGUGGCUCAGGCAGUCUGCCCCAACACACCAAUGCACUCACUACAAACAUAAUGCACACACUCAUGUUUUCUGUGCUUCACAGAUAAAUAAUAUACAUAUACAUACUUGAUGACAUAUCAAGAUAAUAAAAUACAAUGAUUUCCUUAAAACAUUCUCGGUGAGGAGGAAUUCCUACGCUUUGCACGGCCUCUACAUCACCCGUUUGUGUGAGCACUGCAUUUCUCGGCAGUGACUCGACUCCUUGUACUGCAUCCUGUGUGUGCACUUCAGGGACAGCAAGGCAACGAGGCGCACCCCAACACUGGGCAGCCGGUGCCCGGCCCUCAAGACACAGGUUACCCCAGACACAUGCACCGGAACAUGGAGGCAUACAUGUGAGUGCACACACACACACACACACACACACACACACACACACACACACACACACACACACACACACACACACAGAGCAAGAGCAGCAUCCACACCAGCACACCAACAGAGGACAGCAGGCUACUUACUACCUCCUGGAGGGGCACACAGUGGAGUGCCUCAGCCUCCCCCUCCUUGGAGAUGAAGCUGUCUCCAGUGCCCAGGGAAGAGGACAUGGUGACAGACAACAGCUUAGUGUUCCCAAGUCCUUCCUUGCCAGUGGAAGUCAGCAGGGAGCAGUUACCAGGAGAACUUCGGGGAAGUCCCACCCUCCCCAGCAAGUACGAGACUUGCACCUCCUCUGAAAGACUUGGCCAAGAAGUCAAUUCCAGCACAUCAAGCCAUGAAUUUGUGACAGGGCAGACUGGUGAUAGAGGGAGCAGGUUGCCAAGCUACUACAACGGCUCAAUACAGAUCAUACAUGGGCCUUUCAAAGGUGCAAGGAUCCCCACUCUCAUCUUUGAUUCUCCUCCACAGGAAGACACUCCUCCCCAGCAGCAGGACGGUCCCUUGCAAGACUCAGGCUCAAAGCCAACCUACUCAGACUGGAUACCAGCGAAGUGUCACCUGUCAUUAAAAACCUAACCAGACCUCAGAAGGGUGUCAAAAGGAUAGUAAAGUGUUCCAACAACUUUUCCGCAAAGAAGAGCUCCAAGGUCACUCAGAGGGAGAGAAAGGCCCCCUCCUGGGUGGCUAAGAGGUUCUCCCCAACAGUCACAAGGAGCAGGUCAAGAUUCCUGGGUCAACUGUCUGAUUCAUCGCACAACACUGACCAGAGUCACCUUGAGACUACACAAGACCAAAAUGUCAAGUCUGCGGAGAAGGGACUCAAGCGCAGGAGUGGAAACAAAGGGAACGUAUCAGGGAAGAAGUCCAAGGCGUUGGCAGCACAGAAAACAGAGAGUACUUUAGACACUGAUUAUGACAAGGAGUCCACCAUGGGCUCACUCCCUCCACUGGAAGAGUUGUCAGUUGCAGAGGACACCCAACCACUGAGACAGACAAGGAGGACAAGUGCGAUCUCAAAGGGUGGCAACAGAGGCCUCAGUGACCUGCCACCCCUACCCAAGAGGUCAAUGAGAUUAUCAAGGAAACUAAACCCUGCUGGAAUUUCAGGUACAAAGAGAUCCACAAGGUUGUCCAGUCUAAUUCACAAGUCACAGGAAAGCAACAUCACCAGAAAGUCAAGGAAGGUAGACCAAGAAGAACCAUCCAUGCAGUUUUCUCUCAAACUUCUCUUCCUCUCUAGUCAAGUUCCAACCGAGGGGGAGAAGAAGAAACAACCAGUUCAUUUUCUAUCGUCCAAACUCCUCCCAGAGCACCACCAUCUCCUCAGUCAAUUCCUCAGCUGGAGUGUCCCUCAGCCACCCACCAUUUGACACCCAGCACCCAGACACCUCCCCCAGCAGGCACCUAGCAUUCCAUAGUAGCAGCCAGCACCCAGCAGGAGCAGUGGGGAUGGAGGCCAAAGAAUUGAGUCUUGAGACCUCCAAGCAGACCACAAGGGAAGAGGGUGCAGGUACAGAGUUAGAAAGUACCUGGCUGAGUAGGGUGAGUGGUGGGGGUGGAGAUGAUGAAGCAGGUGCCAGGGAGUGUGUUUUCAAGCAGCCUUUUGUGUUGUUGAGAAAGUUGGAGGAGAGUGACCAGUACAGCAACACCAGUAACAGAAGUGAGAGUGUCCUGCCACCACUGCUGCCCCCACCAGCCAUACCAGCCAAGCCAGGCAAGGGGUGGAGGCGGUCCAUCAUGGAGGCAUACAUGUGAGUGCACACACACACACACACACACACACACACACACACACACACACACACACACACACACACACACACACACACACUCU